Molecule: messenger RNA, 567 nt
Organism: Aphidius gifuensis
Lineage: Eukaryota; Metazoa; Arthropoda; Insecta; Hymenoptera; Braconidae
Gene: Pcd
Product: probable pterin-4-alpha-carbinolamine dehydratase
Exons: 3
Coding region: 1-435 (144 amino acids)
Biological process (GO): tetrahydrobiopterin biosynthetic process
Molecular function (GO): 4-alpha-hydroxytetrahydrobiopterin dehydratase activity
Source: RefSeq, a predicted model, not a curated record
AUGGCGGCUGCAAUAACAAAAAAAAUUGUAGAUGUAACAAGUGGGAGAAUAAAAUCAUUACUGAUACAAUCCAGCAUUCAAUAUUCAACAUCUGGUACAUCAAAAAGAACAAAAAUGGGAAAAUUGGAAGACAGUGAAAGAAUGAGUAUUUUGACUCCACUUUUGCAAACAGGCUGGACUCUUCAAGUUAAAAGAGAUGCUAUUUAUAAAGAAUUUUUAUUCAAAGAUUUCAAUGAGGCAUUUGGCUUCAUGACAAGAGUAGCAUUAAAAGCUGAAAAGAUGGAUCAUCAUCCGGAAUGGUUUAAUGUUUACAACAAAGUCAAUGUUACUUUGUCAUCUCAUGAUGUCAAUGGAUUGUCACAACGUGAUAUUAAAAUGGCACAUUUUAUUGAUGAAGUUGCUAAUUUAAAAGUUGAUUCUGUCAAAGAAAAUUAACAACCAUUUCAAGAACAAUCGAGGACCAAUCAUCUACAUUACUCAUAUUAAUUAUUAUCUAAUAAUUUAAAAUAAAAAAAAAAAGAAAUUAAUUACAGCUUAAUAAUAAAUAUGUUUAUUGUUAUUUCAAAU